AUGGCUCCCCGUGAGGAGCUAAUUGCGUCUGCUGUGACCUUUCUCCAAGACCCUUCGGUGGCCUCAUCGCCUAUUGAGAAACGAGUCGCAUUUCUGCAAUCGAAGAAUCUCACUCAAGAAGAAGUCGAUCUCGCCUUAUCGCGCGUAGGAGAGGACCCUGCUGCUGCUGCUGCUGCCGCUGCUGCAGGCGCAUCAUUACCAGCCCCUUCUUCACAACAAGUUGCCUAUCGGCCGCCACCACAAGCCCCCCAGGGAUAUGGCUAUCCCCCAUAUAACCAAGCCCAAUGGCAGGCUCCUGAGCCACCGAAGCGUGACUGGCGCGACUGGUUUAUCAUGGCGACCGUGGUAGGAGGAGUUGGCUAUGGACUUUACACUGUCACUAAGCGAUACAUUUCCCCAUUAAUCGCCCCACCGACCCCUCCUCAGCUAGAGCAGGAUAAAGAGAAUAUUGAUGAGCAGUUUUCACGGGCAUUUGAUCUCAUUGAACAGCUGUCAACCGAUACUGCAGCCUUGAAGGCUGCUGAGGAUGCUCGUACUGAGCGUCUGGAUGCCGCCCUCAAGGAUGUUGAGAGCCUUGUUGCAGACUUGAAGACAUCUUCUCGUCGCAGGGAUGAUGAGACUCGUCGGAUUAGUGAUGAAGUAAAGUCCCUGAAGGAUGCUAUUCCCAAAGCCCUCGAGGGUGCCCGAGAGGGCAACGAGAACCGGCUGAAGGCGCUUGGAACUGAAUUGAAGAGCCUUAAGCUUCUUCUGGGCAACCGCUUGGGCGGCAGUGGCACCACUCCUUUGGCUGGUAGAACCCUUGGAAGCUCAAUUCCCACUCCCCCAGCUACUACUACACCUCCACCAGUCCCGACUGAUACCACCGCCGCUUCCUCUACUCCAGCCCCCAAUGGCUUGCAAGCAACCGUGACAUCGCCAGAGCAGGAGACCCAGACAACGACUCAUGCGCCUCCUACAGACAGCAGCCCAUUUUCGCGACUCAACCGCUCUGCUUCUAUUCCGGCGUGGCAAAUGGCUGCCGCGAACCGUAACAAGAGCUCAUCGCAGUCAAGCACCCCCACUACGGAUGAUAAGCCAGCUGAUACCACUGAACAGAGUGCGCCAUCUAGCUAG
This is a messenger RNA of Penicillium malachiteum, 1113 nucleotides long. It is a transcript of the gene pex14, whose product is annotated as putative peroxisomal membrane anchor protein (Pex14). NCBI's taxonomy places the organism in Eukaryota, Fungi, Ascomycota, Eurotiomycetes, Eurotiales, Aspergillaceae. The transcript is spliced from 5 exons. Gene Ontology annotation, molecular function: signaling receptor binding. Gene Ontology annotation, biological process: protein import into peroxisome matrix, docking. Gene Ontology annotation, cellular component: peroxisomal membrane; peroxisomal importomer complex. The coding region runs from base 1 to 1113 and encodes 370 amino acids. The record is from RefSeq and is a predicted model, not a curated record.